Messenger RNA from Cryptococcus amylolentus CBS 6039, 954 nucleotides. RefSeq lists its product as hypothetical. The record is from RefSeq and is a predicted model, not a curated record. Bases 1 to 954 code for a protein of 317 amino acids. The transcript is spliced from 2 exons. Lineage: Eukaryota; Fungi; Basidiomycota; Tremellomycetes; Tremellales; Cryptococcaceae.
AUGUCCCUUUCCGCCAUCGUAAAAGGGUGCGAAGAUGGUGAGCUCGCCGUCCGUCAUUUCGACAGCAAUACCAUAUCCGGCCUCCACCCCCAUCUGGGAUUUUCAUCCAUCUCCGUUCAGAGCACUCGAGGCAAGGACGCCGGGAGGAAUGCCUCUUUGCACAACUCCCGCAAACAGGGUCUCGAUGGUGGCGCGAUAACGGCUUUGGUUCCUAGCAUAUAUCGACAUGUGCUCGGAGGAUGGUGGGGCUGGAAAGCUGUCCCCCACCCUUCUAAUUGGAUAUCCGUUACCACCGAUCCCCUCUUCGCUCUUUUCAAAGCAGCCAAGAGACUGGGGCAGGGACGCGAGUCGCGAGUGUUCAUAUCUAUCAUCAGUAUGCCUGGUAAAGAUGAGAAGGUAUUAGUUGUGGAUCCAAGAAAAGAGGCAGAAAAGUCUCACUCCCAUACCGUGGGGUUUCAUCUUUCCUUCGGGGAGAUUGUUCGUGCCGAGAACUUCAUGAGGACAUCUUCUGAGAAGUUGUUCUACAAGAGCAUUCCAAAAUCUUACCUUGUGGAAACUGUGGAGAUUACGCAUGAUUCCAUACCAUGGGAUGAUAUUCCUCUUGGCUGGUUCCAGGGCGGCGUCACCAAUGAACCAUUUUCCUCAGUCCGCCGGAACUGGCUAGACUGGCUUUCUUUCGACCCUGACAACAAGCUGGUGCAGUACCGUGACGCACAAGAAACUAUUCGGGGUGAAAGGAAGGAGGUCGAGACGUUGAUUAGGCAAGCGAGAGAGAGGGAAGAAGCUGAGGACGAGGACCUAAUAGAAGAAGAUGAGGAGAAGGAGGAGACUCUAGACUGGCUUUUGCUGGGAGUUGAGGAGCUAGACUACUACUUGUACGAAAAAGACGAGAAGGAAGCCAAGAGAGAAGAGUGGAAUGAAUUGGAGAAGGCUUUACACGCUAUGGGCAUAUAG